AUGUCUCUCCAGGUUCCGAGAGACGAUAGGGACGACGUCUCCAUCACUUCGGAGGCGUCUGUUCACUCCGACAUGCCUCUUCAGAGCCGUCUGUUCCAGCUUUCUGUCGGAGACUUGACCCAGCUUCACGACCCGAAAUCGCUAGCCAAGUUGAGAGCAGUCAAAGGGAUUCAUGGGCUAGGCGCCUACCUCCACACCGACUUAAACAGAGGUCUUGAUUCUGGCGAUCAAGCUUCCAGAAUAGACACUUACGGCACCAACGUGCUACCGACUCGUGCAGCAAAGGGCUUCUUUCAGCUCUGUUUUGAGGCUAUGAAGGACAAGGUGCUCAUCCUUUUGACGGUUGCCGCCGUGGUGUCGCUUGCCUUGGGCCUUUACGAGACGUUUGGCCAGGACACAAUGUACGACGAUGAAGGAAUGCCCUUGCCGAAAGUCGACUGGGUCGAAGGUGUGGCCAUCAUUGUUGCUGUGAUCAUUGUCGUUGUGGUGGGCGCCGCCAACGACUACUCAAAAGAAAGACAGUUUGCGCGUCUUAAUGCCAAAAAAGAGGACCGUGACGUUGUGGUGAUUCGGGAUGGUACCCAGAGAAUGAUUUCCAUUUACGAUCUUCUUGUGGGUGACUUGAUUUCCUUGGCUACUGGUGAUGUGGUGCCCGCAGACAGCGUUUUGGUGAAUGGCGAAGUCGAGUGCGACGAGUCUGCCCUCACUGGUGAGUCGGACACUGUGGUGAAAAAGCUGGCUGAGGAGGCGUUGGAGUACUACGAGGAAGUGUUACCCGAGUAUCCCAACGAGGAUAUCGGCUCCACGGCAGUGAAACUCAAGGAUCCUUUCUUGAUAUCCGGCAGUAAAAUCCUUUCCGGUGUCGGUUACGCUGUGGUCACCGCUGUGGGCAAACACUCCAUCCAUGGCCGGACCAUGGGCUCGCUUUCUCAAGACAAUGGCUCGACUCCUUUGCAAGAAAGAUUAGACAAUUUGGCUGAGGGCAUUUCGAAGUACGGUUUUUUGGCUGCCAUCAUUCUUUUCAUAGUGUUGUUUAUCCGUUUCUGUGUCAACAUCACUGGAAACGGCCGUUUCAGCGAUCUUCCUGGUACCGAAAAGGGUAAGAAGUUCGUGGAUAUCCUCAUUGUCGCCAUCACGAUUAUUGUGGUGGCAGUUCCUGAAGGUCUUCCCUUGGCUGUCACGCUUGCAUUGGCCUUUGCAACAACUAGAAUGGCGCAAAAUGGUAACUUGGUUCGUGUUCUACGCUCGUGUGAAACCAUGGGCGGUGCUACAACCGUUUGUUCUGACAAAACGGGUACUUUGACAGAAAACAGAAUGCGUAUCGUUACAGGCUACAUCGAUGAAGAAAACAGCUUCGAUGACACUCACACUGCCGACGUCAGUACAGAGAAAUCAGAGGCAGUGCUUGCUCGUGUUCCGCAGAAAAUUAGAGAUCACAUCCUUCCAAACAUUAUCGCUAACUCCACUGCUUUUGAUAAUCCAGACUAUGACGAGUCGAAGGUGGAAUUAGCUCGUCGCAGACCGAAGAAGAAGUCUCUUAUUGCUCACUUACUCACCAACCAGGGUGAGAAGAACCAGAAAGAACAACAGAAAUUGGGAAUGAUUUCCGAACCCUACUUGGGAAACAAAACCGAAUCAGCGUUGUUGAUUUUGGCAAAAGACAAGAUGCAUCAAUUUGUUGACGCUAGUCUCGAUCAACAGCGUGAGGCUUACACUCAAAACAUUGUCGACGUGAUUCCAUUUGAGAGCUCAAGAAAAUGGUCUGGUGUUGUCAUGAAGACUCAAACAGGCUUUAGACUUUACGCCAAAGGUGCUGCCGAGAUCGUUUUUAAAAAUUGCUCCCAUCACCUCGAUUCUGCCGGAGAGCCUAAACCUUUGUCGAGAGGUGACAGAGACAAUGUUCUCAAUACCAUCGACAGCUACGCCAACGAAGCAUUGCGUGCUAUCAUCCUUGCUCAUAAGGAUUUCGAGAAUUUAGAAAGCUGGCCUCCAAAAGAUAUUGAAGACACAACGAGAGCUGGCCAGGCCAUUCCCGAAAGACUACUCGACAUCGAGGCUUCCCCACAUGACCUUUCUGAUUCUCUAACCAUGGACAUCUUGGUUGGUAUCCAAGAUCCUUUGAAGGAGGGCGUUGAUGUAGCCGUGAAACAAUGUAAGAUGGCUGGUGUUAACGUCAAGAUGGUCACAGGUGAUAACUUGAACACCGCUAAGGCUAUCUCGAGAGCCUGCAACAUUCUCACUCCAGCCGAUUCGUCCAAUCCGUACGCUUACAUGGAAGGGCCAGCAUUUAGAGCUUUAUCUCCUGAGGAGAGAACCAAGGUUGCUCCUCACUUGCGGGUUUUGGCAAGAUCUCAGCCUGAAGACAAAAGAGUUCUCGUUGAAACUUUGAGAAAUGCUGGUGAAGUCGUCGCCGUUACUGGUGAUGGUACUAACGAUGCCCCUGCUUUGAAGUUGGCCGAUAUUGGUUUUUCCAUGGGUAUUAAUGGUACAGAGGUCGCAAGAGAAGCUUCAGACAUUAUUUUGAUGACAGAUGACUUUACCGAUAUUGUGCAAGCUAUAAAAUGGGGUCGUACUGUUGCUGAAUCCAUCAAGAAGUUCAUUCAAUUUCAAUUGACUGUCAAUAUCACUGCUUGUGUAUUGACUUUUGUCUCCGCUGUUGCCUCUUCAAACGGCGACUCAGUCUUGACGGCUGUGCAGUUAUUGUGGGUCAACCUUAUUAUGGACACCUUGGCCGCAUUGGCCUUAGCCACCGAUAAACCAGACGAUGCCUUACUAAAGAGAAAGCCAGCAGGUAGGACGAUGCCUUUGAUCAGUGUUUCCAUGUGGAAGAUGAUUCUCGGACAAUCGAUCAACCAGUUAGUUAUUACUUUCAUUUUGCACUUUGCCGGUCAUCAACUUUUCUUUGGAAACAGACCUCUCAGCAAUCAUGAGGAUAAGCAAUUGGAUGCUAUGACUUUCAACACGUUUGUCUGGUUACAGUUUUGGAAGUUGUUUGUUACUAGGAAAUUAGAUGAGUGUGACACGGUUCGUGAUAUCAGAGGGCGUCUCACAGCUGAGAAUUUGAACUUCUUCCAACACUUGUUUAGAAACUGGUACUUCGUGGGCAUUGCUCUUUUGAUUGGUGGUAUUCAGGUGCUUAUUAUGUUUGUUGGUGGCGCUGCAUUUAGCAUUGCCAGGCAGACACCAGCCAUGUGGGCCACAGCGAUAUUGUGUGGUAUAAUAUCGCUUCCCGUUGGCGCAAUCAUCCGUAUCAUACCUAACUAUUGGAUCAUCAAGAUCUUCCCAACUAGAUUUGCAAAGGCUUUCUUCUACUAUGCUGGUUUUGAGUUUUUGAGCAAGAAGAAUAGGAAGAAGCGUGCCGAGAGAGAUUUGGAGAAGAAUGAAAUUGACUCCAACGAAGAUAUGGAGCCCAGAUCCUCUGGGAAGCAACCAGACAAAGUUUUCAAAGAUAAACCUGCUGACCCUAGGGCUUCAGCACUGGCUCAUUUUGACCCCCAAUUAGAAACCCCAAAACCAAUUCAAGCCUAG
Messenger RNA from Candidozyma auris, 3528 nucleotides. RefSeq names its product calcium-transporting ATPase PMC1 (gene PMC1). Gene Ontology annotation, molecular function: ATP hydrolysis activity; P-type calcium transporter activity; ATP binding. The transcript has a single exon. Gene Ontology annotation, cellular component: membrane; intracellular membrane-bounded organelle. The coding region runs from base 1 to 3528 and encodes 1175 amino acids. The record is from RefSeq and is a predicted model, not a curated record. Gene Ontology annotation, biological process: intracellular calcium ion homeostasis. NCBI's taxonomy places the organism in Eukaryota, Fungi, Ascomycota, Pichiomycetes, Serinales, Metschnikowiaceae.